AUGGACGCCCUCGAUCAGUUCUCCUUCUCCGCCAGUAUGAAUGAGAUCAACCAGAUCGAGAUCUGCCAGCUUCAGGCUGAGGUCUGUCGUCUGGCUACCGAGAACCACGACUUGGCGCAGCUUCAAGAGGUCGACCAGGAGCAAAUCAUCAAGCUUCAGAACGAGAAUGACAAGCUCAAGCGCAGCAACGCCACCAAGGAUGCCUUCAUCGUCGCCCUGAUACAAGAGAAACAGGACCUGGAAGAGCAGAACGCCCAGCUUCGGUCUGAGCGUUACCUUGGGGAUCAAAGACACAACAACUCGAAUUUCUCCCACAAUUCGACCAUGCCACAAGCCUCUGCGCCCAUGACACCCUUGUCACCUUCAGAGACGCUUGUCAACGAGCCAGACGAUGAGGACUUCGACGCCAUGGACGUUGAUGAGCCGACUAAGGGCGGCGAAAUCUCUGUUUCUGACAGCGGAUUCGAGGGCUACGAAUCGGAAGGUGUUUGGGAUAUGGUUUAG
Messenger RNA from Colletotrichum aenigma, 504 nucleotides. RefSeq lists its product as uncharacterized. The transcript has a single exon. NCBI's taxonomy places the organism in Eukaryota, Fungi, Ascomycota, Sordariomycetes, Glomerellales, Glomerellaceae. Bases 1 to 504 code for a protein of 167 amino acids. The record is from RefSeq and is a predicted model, not a curated record.